CUUUUAUUUACAUCAGGUUCCCAUAAACAAGUAACAUGGCAAUAAAUACAUUUGGAUACUUCAAACCUUAGUGCCACAUGGAGUGCAUUCCAUUAGGUCCCGUAGGUCCAACAGCGCCAUGUCCAGUAACAACUCCACUAGGUCCAGCUACAACUCCGCCGGACACCAUUCCAGAUGGUCCCACAGCGCCAUUGGAGGUAACCACACCAGAUGGUCCAAUGGGACUAAGAGCCAUGGGGUUGACGAUCUGACCACCCAUUCCGCCGAUCAUUGGAGGCAUGGUCAUACCAUACCGCAUUAACAUUGGGUUGCUGCCUGCCAUCAUUGGGUUGAUGUGCGGGUUCAUCAUUUGGUUCAUCAUGGGGUUCACCAACUGUGAUGGCAGAUGCGGUGGCGAUUGUUGCCAACACGGCGAAGGAGAC
Acanthoscelides obtectus is the source of this 422-nucleotide messenger RNA. Lineage: Eukaryota; Metazoa; Arthropoda; Insecta; Coleoptera; Chrysomelidae. The record is from the annotation of a GenBank genome assembly.